AUGGCUAUAGGAAUACAAUUCGGUCGCGAAUCUCGCUUCACUGAUCUUUACAAUGAACCUGUAGAUCAUCUUUUAUUACCAAUAAAAGGCUAUCAAGAUAAACCACUUGUUUCACUUCGUGAAGCUAUUGCACCUGUUUCUGGGUUGUUUAAUGAAAUUGAAGACUAUGUCUUUGUUGCAUUGCAUAAUUGUCAAAAUCCAGAUGAUGGGCUAACUCAACAAGAAUCAGCUUCUAUUCAUCUUUAUACAAUGCAAUUUAGUGGUGGACCAAGUUUACAUCUAUUACUGAAUCAAUCAUUACGUGCUGAAAAUCGUGAAGCAUUGAAACCGUGGUUUUCAUUUCUUAAAUUAUUUCUUACUGCUCUAUACAAACUUAAAUCACAAAGUGGAAUAGUAUGGCGGGGUAUUCGAGAUGUUGAUUUAAGUUCAAAAUACAAAAAGGGUACAAAAUUUGCUUGGUGGGGAGUAAAUUCUUGUACUGUUGAUAUCGAAGUACUUAAAUCAGAUCAAUUUUUGGGUAACCAUGGAAAACGUACUUUGUUUUCCAUUGAAUGUAGUAAUGGAAAAUCUAUUACAAAACAUUCAUACUUCAAAAAUACCGAGAAAGAAAUUAUUCUUAUACCAGGUUCAUAUUUCGAAGUCAUGGGUCAAUUGAAUCCCGCACCUGAUCUUCAUAUUAUUCAAUUAAAAGAAAUUACGCCACCAAUUAGUCUUGUUAAAUCACCAUUGUCUGGAUCGAAUGAAUUGGAAUUUUCUUCGAUCGUUCAUAAAUCAAGUACUUUUUCUCCAUCAACACCAACGAUGAUGAGACCAACGAAGGUUGCCAACAACGUUUCAAAUAAAAUGCCAUCAGUCACAUUAAUAUCAGAUAUUGUUGAUAAUAAUACUGCAUCAUUUUUUAAUGAAUCCUGUGCAUUAGUUGGCAUUUUGGAAGACAUUAGAACAUCUGAAGUAAUAGUUUUAUCUUUUUCGGAAGUUUAUACAACUAAACGAAAUUUAAUUACAUAUUUAAAAAAGUAA
Molecule: messenger RNA, 1020 nt
Organism: Rotaria sp. Silwood1
Lineage: Eukaryota; Metazoa; Rotifera; Eurotatoria; Philodinida; Philodinidae
Source: the annotation of a GenBank genome assembly